This is a messenger RNA of Erigeron canadensis, 1745 nucleotides long. Its product is annotated as 25S rRNA (cytosine-C(5))-methyltransferase NSUN5. Gene Ontology annotation, cellular component: nucleolus. Gene Ontology annotation, molecular function: methyltransferase activity. The record is from RefSeq and is a predicted model, not a curated record. Lineage: Eukaryota; Viridiplantae; Streptophyta; Magnoliopsida; Asterales; Asteraceae. The transcript has 13 exons. Gene Ontology annotation, biological process: rRNA base methylation. The coding region runs from base 25 to 1557 and encodes 510 amino acids.
AACCUACGCAGCAGGUGGUUAGUCAUGGUGAAAAGCAAAAACAAUAACAGUUAUAAGAACAAGAAGGCGAUGCUAAAACCUACAAAACCAUCGGCUCCGGUGGCGGCGCCAAAGAGCCGGCGGGUGACUAACGUCGAGCGGUCAUCAUAUUUCGCGCGCCGUGAAGCCGCCAAAGUGUUGAAAAGCGUAUUGCAGGGAGACGCAAAAAGAAAAGCAGUUGGGUCAAUAAAAACAUUAGUUUAUAGUCCUUCCGUUCGAAACAAAAAAGCUACAUUUGCUUUAGUCUGCCAAACCCUUAAAUAUCUUCCGAUCAUUAAGGAUGUAAUGGAGAUUGCUAAUGUGCUAAACAGCAAAUGGAAGCAGAGGCAAGAGGAGUUGAUGUACAUAAUUGUCUAUGACAUUCUUUUUGGACAGGAAGCAUCUCUAACAGGAGAUGCAGAAAAGUAUCUCCUUCUCAGGAAAGGUCCACUACAGUCAGCUCUUGCAAAGGUCUUAGCGAGAAAGGGAGCAAAACGUUUAGAAGAUUUGAUGGCUGAAUAUCAUAUUAAUGACGAUGCUAGAAAACCUCGAUAUGUCCGUGUUAAUACUCUGAAACUGGAUGUUGAAACAGCCGUGUUUGAACUCGCAAAAGAGCAUGUGGUUCAGAAGGAUGACAUGAUUCCAGAUUUAUUGGUGCUCCCACGAGGGACUGAUUUGCACAAGCAUCCUUUAGUGACAAAUGGAAGUGUAUUUAUGCAAAGUAAGGCAAGCUCCAUGGUAGCGGCUGCCCUCGGACCUAAACCAGGAUGGGAGGUUAUUGAUGCGUGUGCUGCCCCUGGAAACAAAACUGUACACCUUGCUGCUCUUAUGAAAGGAGAGGGAAAAGUUGUUGCUUGUGAACUUAAUAAAGAUAGAAUUAAGCGCUUGGAACACACCAAAGAGCUGGCGGGUGCUGCUAACGUGGAAGUUUUGCACGAGAACUUCUUGAACUUGAAUCCUGAAGAUCACAAGUAUUCAGAGGUUCGUGCUAUACUGUUAGACCCUUCAUGUUCUGGAUCUGGGACUGCUGCUGAUAGAUUGGAUCAUCUGCUCCCAUCACAUACCUCAGGUGAUGCUGAUGGUGGUGAUGUAGGCCGACUUAUUAAACUUGCUGCUUUCCAGGAGAAGGCUCUAAUUCAUGCACUUUCUUUUCCAACAGUUGAGAAAGUAGUCUACAGCACAUGUUCUAUUCACCAAAUUGAGAAUGAAGAUGUCGUUAAAUCAGUGCUACCUCUUGCUGUUUCUUACGGUUUUCAACUUACAACUCCAUUUCCACAAUGGCCCCGUCGUGGUCUCCCGGUUGUUGAUGGAUCACAACAUCUACUCCGAACGGAUCCCGUGAAGGAUAAAGAGGGCUUCUUUAUUGCGUUAUUCACUCGGAACACUGGUCAUUUUCCUGAAAGUCCUCGGGAAGUUCAAAGAGACUCUUCUUCAGACAAUUUGAAACACGAGAGUGUUAAGAGACAUAGUCGCCGUAAAAGGUUUGUAAGAUCUCUCCCAUUUACCAGAAUUUCCAAAUUGUAUUUACACAGAAGGUAAUUUUGUCUGGAGUACAAUUUUCUAGCAAUUUUAGAUUUUUCUUCCCCCAAAAGGUUGGGUACUUGUGUCAUGUUUUAGGGGCAUUCAUAGAUAUCCAUGACUUUACUGCACAACUUUGUGCCAACCGAAGAACUCUUUUUAUCCUCUUGUUAUUAUUAUUAAUUAUUAUAUUAUUAUUAUUAUUAUUA